Exserohilum turcica Et28A is the source of this 2009-nucleotide messenger RNA. RefSeq lists its product as uncharacterized. Gene Ontology annotation, biological process: cell division. Gene Ontology annotation, molecular function: protein binding. The record is from RefSeq and is a predicted model, not a curated record. Gene Ontology annotation, cellular component: anaphase-promoting complex. The coding region runs from base 1 to 1947 and encodes 648 amino acids. The transcript has 2 exons. NCBI's taxonomy places the organism in Eukaryota, Fungi, Ascomycota, Dothideomycetes, Pleosporales, Pleosporaceae.
AUGGGCGCAUUAUCGCAGGCCGACGAGGCCCAAUUGAAGGCCCAGCUCGAGGACGCCGUCGUCAGCUGCACAGAACGCUGUCUCUACCACUCGGCCAAAUGGGCUGCAGAGCUGCUCGAUUCCCUGCCCUCGGCCCGCGACGAUGGCUCAGACACGGAUGUCGACUCGCCCAUGUCCGACGCCCAUCCACCACGCACUCCAAACCCAGUGCCCAAGGACCCGACCGAAGCCCGCCUCGAGGCCCGUGAGGCGCACAAGUUUCUGCUCGCAAAGACCUACUUCGACUGCCGAGAGUACGAUCGAUGUGCCGCCGUCUUCCUCCCCGGGCCCCUACCCAAGGCUGCAUCCCAGGCACCCGAGACGCCCACGUCCAAGUCGAAACAGGCAGCCAAGGCCAAGGCGACCAUGUUUACACCGACAAAGGGAAAGCUGUCCAACGACACGGUCAAGGGCAUCAGCCAAAAGUCGCUCUUCUUGGCCCUGUAUGCCAAGUUCAUUGCCGGUGAGAAGCGGAUGAACGAGGACAGCGAGAUGAUACUGGGUCCACAAGAUGGAGGUGUCACGCUAAACAAAGAGCUGCCCAUGGUCUCGACGGUGCUCGAGGAGUGGUUCAGGGACCUUCCUAACAGCGGGCGACAGCCCCAGGGUUGGCUGGAAUACCUCUACGGCAUGGUACUGGCCAAAGGGAAGAACGAGCAGCUCGCCAUUGACUAUCUCGUCAAGAGCGUACACCAAUACACGUACAACUGGGGUGCGUGGCAAGAGCUGCAGGCCCUACUCAGCACCAUGGAAGAUCUUAACCGCAUUGUUGCGCGUCUGCCGCAGAAUCUCAUGACUUUCAUCUUUCACGUCACAUCCUCGCAGGAGCUGUACGUUGUGAGCGAGCAAAUACACUCGUCACUAACGCAGAUCCUCUCCAUUUUCCCCACCUCGGCAUUCCUAAAGACGCAGCGCGCUUUGCUGCACUACCACAACAAGGACUUUGACGAUGCCGAACAGAUUUUCUCGGACCUUCUCAUAUCCGAUCCGCAUCGCGUGGACCAUCUAGACAAUUAUUCCAACAUCUUAUACGUCAUGGGGAUGCGGCCCAAGCUCGCAUUCCUAGCCCAGCUUGCUACGGCUACCGACAAGUUCCGUCCCGAGACAUGUUGCGUAGUGGGCAACUACUACUCGCUCAAAUCGGAGCACGAAAAGGCCGUCAUGUACUUCCGAAGAGCCUUGACGCUCGAUCGCACAUUCUUGUCUGCAUGGACGCUAAUGGGCCAUGAAUUCGUUGAAAUGAAGAACACGCAUGCGGCUAUCGAAUCAUACCGGCGGGCUGUUGACGUCAACCGGAAAGACUAUCGUGCAUGGUAUGGCCUCGGACAGACGUAUGAGGUACUGGAAAUGCAUUCAUAUGCACUCUUCUAUCAUCAACGUGCUGCUGCUCUACGACCGUACGAUCCAAAGCUUUGGAUGGCCGUCGGACAAUGUUUCGGCAAGGUCGGCAAAGUCAUGAAUGGGAUUCGCUCUUACAAGCGUGCACUAGUCGCUGGUUCAUACUAUGACGGCGGUGUUGGUGCAUCAUUUGGCAGUGGCGAAGUUUCGGGACUUGGAGGAGGCGUCUUGGACCCGGAAGUGCUCUACCAAAUUGCUUUACUGUAUGAGCGCAUAAACAACAUGAAUGAGUGCGCAGCUUACAUGGAGCUGGUACUCGCACAAGAAGAAGGGCCCGAAUACGAAGAGGCUGGGGCUGAAGGUGCUGGCGGCGUUGGUGUGACUGCUACAACAAGCAAGGCUAGAUUGUGGCUUGCACGCUGGGAGUACAUGCGUGGCAUGUACCAGCGGGCAAUGGAACUUGCAAACGAGUUGUGUCAAGACGGCGUCGAAGUCGAGGACGCAAAGGCACUCGUUCGUGAUAUCCGGGCACGUAUGGAACGAGCCGGCGGAGACGAAGCGGAUGGAUAACCUUCUAUACUUUGGGCAUAAAUGAGCAUUUGCAGGCGUACAGGCAUGAUACCCAAGCAAUC